Messenger RNA from Trematomus bernacchii (emerald rockcod), 5944 nucleotides. RefSeq names its product ankyrin repeat domain 50-like (gene ankrd50l). Lineage: Eukaryota; Metazoa; Chordata; Actinopteri; Perciformes; Nototheniidae. Gene Ontology annotation, molecular function: protein binding. Bases 653 to 4843 code for a protein of 1396 amino acids. The record is from RefSeq and is a predicted model, not a curated record. The transcript has 3 exons.
UCUUGACAUGCCAUGAAACACCAAGAGAGGGAGGAGACAAAAAAACCCAAACAGGAAAAACCGGAGAGCAUGAGAAACGGAGAGAUGGAGAGAAGGAGGUGUGAGGUAUGAACGGAGGGUUGUAAAGAGCUGAGGGCGUGAGAAAGGAAAAGAGAAUUUCAUGCUGAAGUCGCAGGGAUCGAUGCCUACAAUCUUAAAGAGAAGAAUCUUGUCAGUUUCUUCUUUGACUCAUUCCUUUUCCCUCUUUCUGAUUUCUGACUUCACAGCUCCACGAUCUCCAGGAGAUACUUAACCAUGGAUCCUCUUCUUCCCUUUGGCGUUUCAUUCCCUGCAACAAGAAGAUCAUGACAAAUCCAAAAAGAGGAAAUGAAGAGGUACAUCAUUAGCCGACUUCUGUGAAAUUCUCUGACUUCACUUCUCGUCAGAAUUACACCUCAAGACUUUCAGGAGAGGAACAGCCACUGAUAACAAUCUCCUGAUGCAAUACUUUCGGGAACUGUCAGUGUGAGGAAAAAACCCCUAUCUGUCACAAAACAGAGGUGUCAACACCUGCAGAAAAACCCAAGAGUCGGAGUACAUUUUACUGGAAGAGCAUGGGACUAGGAGUUCAGAGCAGUGAGUUGUUGCCUGGAAGUCAAACCCCCAGGAACAAAUGAGUAGCAGUGGAUUUGGCAGUAGCCCUAGCCUGCUCCAGGGCCGGCGUUUCUACUGCCGGGAAUGGGCCCUGGAGAAGCUGCGGCACAGCCUGGACGCUCGCUCUGUGCCGGGGCAGCCGCCGGGGGUGCUGGUGACGGGGGUCCCUGGGGCUGGGAAGACCGCCCUGUGCACUGAGGUGGUGUGGCCCACCUCGAGAGCAGGGGUGGCCGUCGGGCUGGCCCCCCGCUGCCUGGCCUCGCACUUCUGCCAGAGGGAGGACCAGAGGAGCACGGUGCUGUGGAAGUUCGUCCAGAGCCUGGUGGAGCAGCUGAGGGCCUCCCCGCUUCUCCCUGCUGGGUACAAAGAGAGCCUCAACAGCACCUCUGUAGCCUCCUCUCUGGAGCCCAUCAACUGCCAAAAAGACCCUGAUGACACCUUCAAGAGAGCAGUGCUGGGGCCCCUGUUAGACCUUCCUCCUCCAGCCAAGACUCUGAUGGUGUUGGUGGACUCCCUGGACGUAGGCUAUGGGACAGGUGAAGAAGGUGCGAGGAGUAACUCCAUUGCACAGCUCCUUGCUGCAAAUACACACCUGCUACCCAGCUGGCUGCUGCUGGUCUGCUCCAUCCGCCGCAACAACAAGGCGCUGUGCAAGAUGUUCUCAGGUUUUCGUAGGCUCUGUCUGGAUGACCUCCGCAAACCCCCGCCCGUCCGGGACGUGCAGCAGUACAUCCUCUGUCGGCUGGAUGAAGAUGCGACACUUCGCCGUCAGCUCACCCCUGACACGGCUGACAUGCUGAAUCUACUGCACAUCAAGAGCGGUGGCUGCUUUCUAUUCCUCGAGCGUGUGCUGGAUGGUGUGGCAGGUGCCCUGGUGGGUCUUCGGGAGAUCAGAGACAUCCCCGGGACUCUGAAUGGCCUCUACCUGUGGUUGUGCCAAAGACUGUUCCCCCGGGGGCUCUUCGUCUAUGUCAGGCCUCUCCUCAAUAUCCUAUUAGCUGCCCCGAGGCCCCUUACCCCUCAGCAGCUGUUUUCAGCAGCAUGGACGCAUGACACACUGCUCAGCCUCCAGGACUUCCAGAACAAGCUCCGAACCCUCGCACCUCUCCUGAUCGAUGGCCCUGAUGGCACCAAAAUACUUUUUCAUGCCAGCUUUGCUGAGUGGCUCACAGAUGUUAAAUAUUGCACACAGAAGUACCUCUGUAGCACGAAAGAGGGUCACAGCAUGCUCGCAAUGGCUCUGACUUUGCAGGGACCUAAUCUGGACAAUGAGGACACUUGCCAGCUUGCCACACAUUUAGUUUGCUCAGGUCUCCAUAAAGAUAACCCCUCAUUAUUGGCACUGUGGAUGCUGUGGACAGAUGUGCCUGUUCUUACUUCUAGCGGUAGAAGUAGCCUCUCCUUAUCAAUAACCCAGCCUCCUGUUCUGGUCAGUCAAGAAGUCCUUCAGCUGUUAAUUAGGAGUGGGCUCGUCCCUGCAGCCUGUUUUUCAGAUGCAGAUACAAGUAUUGGAGUUCAUUGUACAGGUGAAGAGAUAAGUAGUUUAAGACAGGCUUUUGAAAGGGAUGUGUCUGUAAAGAAAAUGCUAGGCAGUGAGGUAGCUGUACACCAGCCCGGUUCCACAGAUGGACAGGCCUUGCUUGCCAGUGCAGCCCAGGAGGGUUCUGCAAAUGUAGUUGAACUUCUCCUGACAUACAGAUAUGAUCCACUGGUCAGUGACCAACAGGGUCAAACUCCACUGACUUUGGCUUCCAAGCAGGGUCAUGUCAAAGUGUUGUCUGUGCUUUUGGAAUGGACCAGGAACCAAGAUCCAGAAAAUGCAGUGCGGAUGAUGGAGCAUGUCGACAAUGAAGGCUGGACUGCCCUGCGCUCUGCGGCGUGGGGGGGCCACAGCGAGGCUGUCCGGCUUCUUCUGGAUGCAGGGGCCGAUGUAGAUGGAUGUGAUGCUGAGGGCAGGACUGCUUUAAGAGCUGCUGCGUGGGGAGGACAUGAGGAAAUUGUCCUGACACUGCUGGACUACGGGGCACAGGUAGACAAAGCAGACAGCAAAGGUCGCACACCGCUAAUUGCUGCUGCCUAUAUGGGGCAUCAGGAAGCUGUGGAGAUAUUGCUGAACCACAAUGCAAAAGUUAACUUGGCUGAUGGAGAUGGGCGCAGUGCUCUGUCAGUCGCUGCCCUCUGUGUCCCUACAGCAGCAGGGGUCAAAGGUUAUGGGGAGGUAGCAAGUCUAUUACUGGAGCGUGGAGCAGAUCCAGGACACCGAGACCAUGAUGGAAUGACACCAUUGCUUCUUGCAGCCUAUGAGGGCCAUGACGAUGUUGUUGAACUUCUGUUAGAAGCUGGUGCUGAUGUAGAUGAGACUGCUGGCCCUAAUGGCAACGUCUCCGCUGCAGCUGCUGUUACUCCCCUGCUGGCAGCCUCAGCAAUGGGCCACAUGAAGACAAUAUCACGGCUGCUUUUCUGGGGAGCAGCUGUGGAUGCAAUUGAUUGUGAAGGAAGGACAGCACUCUGCCUAGCAGCAGCAAGAGGCAGCUUUGAGGUUGUCCGCGCCCUGCUGGACCGAGGCCUGGACGAGAACCACAAGGAUGACCUUGGCUGGACUCCACUGCACGCUGCAGCCUGUGAAGGCCAUCGGGCUGUGUGUGCUGCUUUGACAGAGAGAGGCAGCAUGGCACGGGUUGGAGAGAUGGAUAUUGAAGGACGAACCCCUCUCAUACUGGCUGCCCAGGAAGGUCACUGGAGCACUGUCAGGCUGUUGUUGGACAGACGUUCUCCUAUUGACCACAGGGCGUAUGAUGGACAUUCUGCCUUGAGUGCCGCCCUCCUGGAGGGCCAUACUGACGUUGCGGAACUGCUUAUGAGAAGAGGGGCCGAUACCGAUGUCCGGGAUGCAGAAGGAAGGCCUCUGCUCUACCUCCUGGUGUUGGAGGAUCGCCUUGAAAAGGCAACUCUCCUAAUAGAGAAAGGUGGGGUCCCGCUUGAGUCCCGAGACUCUGAGGGACGUACAGCACUGCAUGUUGCUUCCUGGCAGGGGUGUGUGGAGAUGGUUGACUUACUGUUAAAGCAUGGGGCAAACCCCAAUGCACAGGAUACAGAGGGGAGACCACCAAUGCAUUCGGUGGCUUGGACAGGACACGCUGAAGUAGGACGUCGUCUCCUUGAAGCCACUGGUGUUGAUAUAGACCUGACUUGUCACCAGAGGGCAACAGCUCUGAGCAUCGCAGCACAGGUGGGGCAGGCAAAUAUUGUUGGAAUGCUUCUGGAAAGAGGUGCAAAUCCCAAUCACAUGGAUAAAUACGGCCGCAGUCCAGUCAAAGUCGCUGGGAAAUACGGGCACUUUAAAAUUGUCAGGUUAUUGGAGAACUACGGAGCCAAACCAUAUGUAGGCAUGUAUUCGAACUCUAGUAAUGCAUCCCCUGUAAAACCUAACCAGAUCCUUUAUUCAGGCAUGUUGGAAAGUAAUGGAGUUGAAUUCACCGCUGCUACCUCCCUCUCCUCAAUAUCUUCCCCCGGUUCCACAGCAGAGCGAUUCCACUCAAUGCACAGCUCCCAAACCUCAUCUACUGGACACUCUCGGGCCACGAUGCAGACGGUGCCAGCUGACAGCCUCAGCUUUAUUCAGCAGAUCCAACAGCACUCCCUUCCCCGCAGUCGUAGUCGUCCCUCCACCCUCCCCCCACCAGGGAGCUCAGGCAUGGGUAGCAUCCAUGGAAGCAUCCACAAGCAUUCUAAAGGCAGCCCUCCUACCACUGUUUGCACAGUCGCUGCCAAGCUGCACAACUGUGAACUGACUCAGAAAGGCUUGUCGUCUGGACUUGAAUAUCACGACAAAAUGAACAAACAAAACUCGAACUUAAUAAAAGCUGACGGGACUGUUUACGAUGGUGGCAAAUGGCACUCAGUAAUGGCUUCCCUUGGGAUAAGGCCAGGGCAAGAUAGCCCCAAAAACCGAGAGAAUCCUCCUCUGGGCUACCCUUAUAUGUUACAGAGACCACUGCAAGGGGAAGCUUGGGAUUCUAUACCCCAGAAAAACAUUGUGUCACCUGUUUGCUACAGUUUUACCACAGACCCACCUUGUAGUGCCUUGCCUGAAGACGGUAUGGUCAAUAUGACAACCACAGACCCGCAGCUUAAUCUGAAACAGGCCAUCAAACUGCAGUUUGAGGGUCCUACCAGUGCAGCCUUAUAUAAGAGAGAGACACCCCUGUGACUGGUGCUCCACAACAGAGACUAAGUUGGUUUUUGCUACACUGUCUUCACAAACUCUUUUAUUUAACUGUUUUUUAGUCUGGUUUUAGUAAGUGUUGCAACAAUUAGAUCAACAGUAAGGUUUAAAGAAAUUAAUUUGUCAAGUAAAACUAUAUACCAAAUAAUCUGGUUCAUCUCCAAUGUGAGGAUUUGCUACUUAUUUGUUUUUUUUGUUAUUUAAAAUUAUUUUAUUAGCGUCAAAAGUCAUUUUUUUAUUUUAAAUAUAUAAUUGGCGGAUCAAUUGAUAAUUAAAUAAAUCCUUAGUUACAGCCUCAGUGUGGGUAUAUACAGCUUAUUUUGCAGUUCCAAAACAAAAAUAGAAGUGUAAUGUUUUGUUUAAGUUGGACUUUUUUUGCUGUUCAAAGAAAAAGCAGUUUCCGCUGUAUUCAAUUACUUCCUUGGUUCAGCGGGAGAGAUCUCGCUCCCAACCUCUUCAAAAAUCCAGAGGAAGAAACAACCGAAUGACAAAGCUUACAUUCCUGCCUUUCCGUUUACUGUUGUUUAUGUUGAGCAGGGCUCUCAGAUCACGCUUAUUUAUUUCUCUCAUCUAUGUUCAUUUUCAACGUUGACCUCAUUCAACAAUCCAUAUUUUUAAACAGAAAAGUUAAGGUCGAGUUAUGUUAAAUACAUUUUUGCAAGUAACGAUAAGCACUAAAUUAACUUGUUUAAGAGCAUGCUUGUGGCCUUGAUCUUUUUUAAAGCCUUGGAUAUUUACUUUAAACUGGCCGUGGCCCUCUAUAGGUCCAUUGCUGACAACCAAAAACAGUUUGCAUAAAGAGCAAGCCCACCAAAGUCUAAACAGGGUUUAUGAUACAAACUCAAAAAGACAGCCAAGUGUACUGAACCAACUUGGCUCCCUCACAGUAUCUGUGUCUGUGAGCAAGCAGGAAGGAAAGGGAACAUUGGACCAAAACAACUGAGGGAGGAUGUGGGAGGAUGGUUGAUUUCAAACUUGUUUGUCGACUAAAGACGUUUCUAGUACUUUAUCAUUUUUGUUGGAUUCAUAUUUGAUUACCUUCAUUCAUUAAAGUGGCAAGUGGUACCAUAAAAUUGUCUAACUCUU